Molecule: messenger RNA, 40753 nt
Organism: Coregonus sp. 'balchen'
Lineage: Eukaryota; Metazoa; Chordata; Actinopteri; Salmoniformes; Salmonidae
Source: the annotation of a GenBank genome assembly
AUGGAAGCCGACUCCACUUUACGUGGGAUUGUGGUAAGAGAGGCCGAGGAUGAGCGGGGCGACAGGGAGGGGGGGGCAGGGAACCAUGAAAUAAAUGAAGAGUUACAGAUGCUUAACUGGAUACAACUUUCUAUUGAGUGACUCGUUAGGGGGAUGACAGUGUCAAAUCAAUGGUGGACAGAGCUGGUUAAAUGACAAACGAAGCUGAUAGAAUCCCCUGACCGUGUCCCUAAAUGACUCCAGCGCUGGGGCUGCUUGCCAGGCUUUGGUCUCUUUGUCACAGAGGGAUUCUACUGUAGGAUUCUCCCAUCUCAGUCCAUGAGGUGUUUUUGUCUAUAUUCCCCUUUGUUUAUGGUGGGGAGCCCAGCCUGCAGGAGAGGGCUGCUGACUGGAAGGUGGAAGGGUUGAUUAAUUGGUGCUGUUUUUGAGCCCAGGGGAUCCAAUCACGUAAUCAGUUUCUAUUGAUUCCUGCUGUGUCUAUUGAGAGAGUGUUGUGGGCCUGCCAGUGGCUAUGUGCACUGACCUGGCACGCAGGGAGAUUUGCUGCAGUCCAACUUGAUCUUGGUGCUGGAGAUUUGUACAGUCCAGAUAACCAGAAUGGAGGAUAUAUAGUUUAUUAUGGGCUUCUCACGUCUGCUCCCUAAUGUAUAUCCCUCUGCUUAGUCUCCUGUCAUUCUGUAUUUAGAUGAGUAUCGUCUUUAUCUGAGAAAGCAUUUCCACUUCACGGUAGUUGCAUAGGUUUAAUCAGCCAAUUGAUAUUAUCGUGCUGAAUUCUAAGCAACCAUUAAACUGGAGAUAGUAUAUCUAAUGAGGAUAUUUUUUCUCGGUUGUCAAACUUGAAGGUCUAUUAUUUUUGUCUGUUAAGACUCAGGGUAUAUCAAUUUACAUGUUCAGAUGUGAUAACAAUGUACUGUUACUGUAUGAAGCAAUUCAGAUUUCUGACAUCACCUACUAAUGAGGAGGUCAGUGUUUUCUGUGUAUUGAUGAAAAUGUGGCCACCGGACUGAAGUGGGUUGGGGAAGGGAAUCCAAUUCUCUGUUUGUAAGUGUGUGCCUAUCCGUACACAUGCUUUUAAUGCGCCCCAAAAGAACGUGGUUUGAAUGUCGUGCCAAAGUCAAAUUAAUCCUUAGAGUCUGGUUUACUUGAAAACAACCCAGAAACAUGCCAUCACCAGUCACAAAAUGAACUAAUCCUGGAGUAGGGACAAACAUUACAAAGCGGAGCUAAGAGUACAGUACUCCAUAGGUUUGUUUGGUCAAAACCGUCACUAUUUUAUUGUCAAGCAUACAGAUGUAAUUGACCAGACCUAUGUCUGUCUCUCUCUCCUCCAGAUCCGAGUGGAUGGGCCUCCUGAGGGUGGGGUGCAGUAUGAGACCCUGACCGUGAUGUCAGAAGGUAGUCCUAUCCUCCGAGACAUGGCCUUCUCUCUGGACCGCAACUCUCUCUACAUCACAUCUGACAAUCAGGUGAGGAAUCUCCCAUUCCCUACCUUAUCAGAAAUGUGUAAAGGUUAACAAGAUCCUUUCCUAUGAGUAUGAAUAGAAUUAUGUACUGUAUGUACUUUAUGGGUUUAGAGUUGUGAUGAAAAUAAUAAUACAUUAAUUUAUGAUUAGCCAACAUUAUUUGGGCUUAGGGUUAUGUGUAUAAUAUCACAAUAUUACCACGAGAAUCAAAAAUAGUAAAGAUGAAUUGGAAAUCAAGCAAAUAGCGGAAAUAUUUGAUAUUGUGCUCUCCUACACACAUUGUGGUACUACUUUUUUCAUUUAUCGCUCAUAUUAUAUGUAAACUCCAUGUUGGGUUGUGUGUAAGAUAUGCAGGGCAUGGUCAGACAGAAGGACAGAUGCUCUAAUUCUUCACCCAUGUGCAUCGACUAUGACUAACAUGCAUCAUACAUGCCUCACACACCCCAUAGAAAACCUCUAGACUACAUGCAUGUUAUACUUGCUACACACAUCCCACAGAAAACCUCUAGACUACAUGCAUAUUAUACUUGCUACACACAUCCCAUAGAAAACCUCUAGACUUCCAUACAUUUUAAACUAUGCUACACACUCCAUAGAAAACCAUUAGAGACAUUUCCUUGGUUUGUAGAUGUCAUAUGGUGUUUUCCAGUUGGGCCAGCAUUACAUCAGCUAGCAGAGCAGUUGUUGUUGGCAGAAGUCCUCUGGACUCAUUGGGAGAUAAGAGGGAACAGUGGUAAUCACUUUUAACUCAAGUGAUUAUUCUGGCUCAGUCGCAUGGCACUGUGUAAUGGGAUUAGAUUUCAGUGCGGCCAAAAGCCCUGCUAUCACUGCUACACUCACUUGUCUCCCGACUGUUGGAAUGUAUUUUUAAACUAAACUGAAGAACAAGGAGGCAGAGGGUGUUUGGACAAUACAGGCGGCAUAAAUUAGUUAAAUGUGUCUGGAAAUAACCUAUAAACAUCAAGUGAAGGCACAAAUAAGGUUUUUCGGUAAGGGAGAAACGGGCACAGGCAUUGUACAGAAGUGUCUCUUGAUACAAAUCAAGGCAGCACUUCCUAGAGUGUGAUGGACUUGAAGAGACAGGACAUCACUUAUUGAUGAGCCCUGGUUGUUCAAGGAGAGACAUAUUCUUCCUUCAAGGAGAUAGUCUCCCCAUUCUGACUGUAUUAUGAGAACAUGGAUGCAUGUAACCAACAAACCAGGACAUGGCCAUGCACUCUCUUUCUCCUAAUAUUGGAACCAUACCGACUGCUUGUGGCUUUUGGCCCUUAAGAGCCAGGAAAGGCAUAAAUCCUUUCCCCCUCUCUCUCAUUUCAAUCAGGCCUUCCUAGAGCUUUAGAGAGGAAUUCCAGGAGGAGAGGAGCUUGCUGGGCUGCUCUCUCAGAUUUCCUGCUUUUCCAGCCGAUCCCAGAGUAGGGGGAUUUGGGGAUUUCUCUGAGCCAAACAAUAGAGAAAUGAUGUGGAAUCAGGAGCGAGGCACAGACAGAUUUGGCUGAGAUCAGGCGACCCUCGCAGAAUAACAAUGAGCCUCUCUUUCUCCUGCCGAGCACAGUGCCGCACACAAGCAUGUGAUGCAGAGUGGAGAGGAAUGGAGUGUGUGAGUGUGUGUAAUAGUUUAUCUGUUUGAUGUCCUCAGGUUGAUUAUUUAUUGAAGGAUCCCUGCUUCACAUGGAGAAGUAUUGUCCGAACAGACACACUCUCUAUUGAAUUGUAAUGGUCUACAUCAGGGAUGGGCAACUUUGAUGGGGGUGGGGGCCACAAAAAAAUUGAACUCAUCAUGAGGGGCCGCAGUGGCCCUCCCACCUUGCGUGCAAAACAUUUUAGCUACCCCCCUCGUGACAGCAAAGAAAAAACUAUUUUUUUGUUCUAAAGUUAAUAUCCUGCAAUUCUACACCUUUUGCCAUGGGGUGGAGAGAAAAAUGAGCAGUUUUAAAGCAAAUUUCCUGAAUUCUACAAAUUUUGCCAAAGGGUUGUUAGGUUCUGACAAACAGAGUAAAGCUCACAGACAACUAGUAAAGCUCAAACCAAGUUUAUUCACCCACCGGGUCACACAGCUGCAUAAAACAAAGACAUGUUCACACAAGCACAUAUAUUUAUACCUUCCUCUUAUGCUGAGUCUCCUCCUUGCACAUCUGAACAGCCAAUACAUCUCUGUUGCUAGACAGGACUUUAGUGGUGACUUCUUUCUCACUUCAUCUGACCUGACCUCGGCCCAAAUUCCUUACUCCUCCUCAACUCAUGGCUUUCCUACCUUGUCUGUUGACUGAAACCAGACUGUGGAUACCUGAGAUUUAACAAUAACAUGUUCUGACAGAAUGUAAACUUUCUGCACUUCCCUUUCUCACUCAGUAGAUUUCCAUACCCUCAGUUCUAAUAUGGUAACAUGAAUAGGGAUAUUUCAAUUUUAGAAGUUAGUACCCAACAGGGUGGAGGCAAAUGUUUGCAGUUUUUAAUAUGAUAACUGAUUAUCAAUAUUUGUAUUUUUUGUUGUUAAUUUAUUUUAAAUUGGCCAUCCAUGGUCUACAUCAUGGGGCCAUAACAAGCGUUAUUACAGUUAAUCACUCAGAGGGAAUACAACCUGUAUUGGCUACAAGGCAAUCUCUCAAAGUGCUACACUGUAAAAUGUGAAAUCCUCAUCACCCGGUUUCGCAUUUGCUUGUUUUGUGUGUAACUUCAAAAGUCAUUUUUUGGGAACGAAACAUUAGAUAAUGAAUUCUCCUCUUGAUCAGUGUAAUCAACCUGAAGGCAAUAGCUAUAACCCAGGUGAAAUGUCACAUCAUCAUAAACAUACAGUACACAUAGUCAUUAAACAGUAUAGGCUGCCUGUAGUUCUUAUAGAGCAGGGCUCUCCAACCCUGUUCCUGGAGAGCUAACGUCCUGUAGGUUUUCGCUUCAACACUAAUCUAGUGAUCAUUAUUAUAUUAAUUAGCUGAUUGAUAAGCUGAAUCAGGUUAGUUACACCUGGGGUUGGAUCGAAACCUACAGGAGGGUAGCUCUCCAGGAACAGGGUUGGAGACCCCUGUUAUAGAGGCACCCAUGACCCGUCUUGUCAAGGGCCAAAGGCAGAGGAGUAAAUGCUCAAUAUCUGUGCUAUUUGUUGAGCGUGGUCUGGUCAGGCUUUGUGUGAGCUUGUUUGGACAGGGAGGGUUAUCAGUCUCUGUCUUGGCUUCCCCCUGACCCAUCAUUAGACCUUUUGUUAUCCCUGUCAAGGGGUCAGCAGCUGUGAAAACAACAGGUCAGGGAGGAGAGGAGAGCAACCUCUAGCCAUGUCCAUCAGUGCCCUUUGUCCUCCCACCCACCUUCACCCAGCAGAUCUAUGGGUCAGAUAAUAAGCUGAUGGUUGAUGGAUAUGGUCAGUUGCAUUCACAUUUAACAGUAAUUGAUAGAGACAACUUUUAGAGGCAGAGGAGAAAUCACAUUAUUGCAGACAAAGCAUUGUUGUGCUUUUAGUGUGUUUUCAUUGGAGAAGAGAACACAAAUCCCUAUAAUCUGAAAACAUGUUAAAUUCCUGAUUAAUCUGAAUGAAAGUGGUAAAGUGAUAGUAGACUGAUACGAUAAGCCUUACUUUCAUAAGCAUUACAUGUGCCUAGCAUCGCUGUAAGGGGCCGAUUCAGACUUAGGAAAUGCAAGCCUUUCCUACGUACUUUUCAGUAUUUGAAAUUCAGUCGCGUAACGCGCUCUGCAGGUGUGGCUUCCUUCCACACUCUGAAUACACUCCUACUUGCUGGCCAACAGAUUUUCUAGUGGAGUUUUCAUUCAAUAAGGUUUUCAGUACAUUUAUCUUAAGUCAUCCCUUUAGAUACGGUGUACUGUAUCAUUGUAUAUGUAUAUUUGUGUAUUGUCUAAAAACCAAAAUAAAAUGAUACAAUAAAUAAAUAAAUAAAUACUGUAUGACAUUUAGUUAGAAUUUUGUCGACAGAUUCACUAGAACAUAUUGAGAGAACGGGUUCCGAAUAUUAGGGAUCAAUUAAAUAAAUCCAUCUAAAUAUAUGCAUAUUCAUCGCCAUUUCAACACCAAUUGGUAGAUUUAAAAAUACUCUGAUCUUGUAGAUUAUUUAGCUUUAGGAAAGUAUUUAUGGAUCAUAAAAAACUGGUUUGGAGAGCCUUUACGUACGAAUGAACGAAAAAGGUGGUUUGAUUCAUUCAGAAAAUUGCCACAUUAGUUCUUCAACCCAUGGUAAUUUUGAAAGAUUAGUGUACAUAGAAUUAUAAUAGGGAGAAUAGUGUACCAUAGUAGCCUGUACCCUCGUCUAUUGCCUGCACUAACCAUGGAACUGUGUGAUGACACGGCCAAGUAUUGCGCCAUACAUCAGGUUCAAACCGUUACAGCUUGGUCUGCGCUUCGCUCCAAAACGAUUUAAUUAGCUUACAUGUCUUUAAAAAAUAUAUAUAUUAUCAGCUGUUACCAAUGAUCCUCAGCAACAACAACACGGCCUUGACGGCGUUUACAGAGGAAGCAACUUAAGGUAAACAAAACAAUGUAAUUAAAUGGAAUGAUAAUGUAGGCUAUACCAACUGAAGGGAAUUAACAGUAAAUUGGCAGUUGAAUAUGUGUUGUUAUUAGGCCUACUGACAAUCGAUACUGACAGUGGUUAAUAUUUAACAUGAUAGAUAUAGGAAACAGAGAAAGUCAGGGUAGACUAUAAUGAAGACAUUCAAGAGUGCCAAUCCCUGCAGGUUAAAAGCCAUACAAUUUAAAAUCUGCAUAAUGGCACAGCAUUUCAUAAACUUUACUGUGGGAAAAUUUAUAUUUUGAUAUGCUUCCGUUUGCUGCCAUAUGACUGGUUUCACAUUUGUCAUUUAAAUUUACAAGUCCCUUAUCCAAACGGAUUACUCAUUUACCUAGCUCUUAUCAAUAGCUCUUUUCAAGUUGUAAAUUACAGUGCAUAGAAAUAACACCAUUCUCCAUCAGAAAAAAUAAGUAUAUGUUUUUUUCACUUGGAACCGGUAGGUUCGCUAGACCUUAUUCAUGGUUUCCUCACGCGUAAAGGUGGUGGAAUUAAGUCAAGGUCAGAAUACAGAGUAUCUGUAGACACAUCUCAGCAACACCUUAAUUUAUUCGAGCUUCACGUGAAUGAUUAGCGGGUAAAUAGCAUGCUAUUCGCAUUUAUUUUAUUUUAUUUAACCUUUAUUUAUUCAGGUUAGUCUCAUUUAAGAGAUACUUGGUCUAACCAAGACAGCAGCAGGGGGGAACAAUGUUUGAGACAAAUAUCAGACAUACUGUAACAACUUACAGACAUAGACACACCAUUAAAAACAAAUUGGGAUGUAGACACAUACAUUUCAAUUACAGAAACAUACAAGCGUCAAAGAUAAAUACAUCUAUCAUAUGUACCACCGCAUCAAGUCCUAAUGACAAUCACAUUCCUCACAUUCCUAUAUUCCUGAUAUCUCCAGGAGUAUAAUUGUUGUCUUUAUCUGUUGUCUAGUACUGUCUUUUUGCUAGAUAGGGUCAUCUACUUUAAGUGCUGCCUGUCUUCCCAGUAGCCUACUUGGUAUGUGAACCACUGACUGCUAUUAAUUUGCAGAUGAUUGUUGACACAUCACCCAGGAUUAAGGGGCAGGGCAAUUUGUGACUGUUGUUGUUUUAGUAAUCAGUGGCUGUAUUGGAGGGGGAGUGGUUUCUCCUCUCCUAGGCAAUCAGCAAUUAGUACCGGGAGGUGUACUCUUCACCUUUGCAAGGGAAUGAGAUAUUAGUAUUAGUACUUCAGUCUCCCCUGUUUUCUCAGCGGCAGCUGUAAGCGGGGGUCUCGUCGCAAAACUAAGACCGUCGCCGAAACAAAGAUGGUCCUGCCGAGGUGUUCGAGGAAGGAAAGAGAGGAAGGCUCCACACCAGAGCGGAGCGUGCUCAAUUUGACUGGAGAGCAGAGCGAGUUUCCAAAAGGCUGGAGUAUCCGCCUUCUCACCUGCUCCAAUUUUGCUCCAGUAGCGCUCCAGUAGCGCUCCAGUAGCGCUCACUUCACUUCACGAGCUCAGGGCAUGACCGUCCCAGCAUGCAUUUGUAGGCUACUUGUGUUAGCCCUUUGCUUUAGUUACCGUCAUGGAGUUUGUUAAAUAUUUUCAUAAAGAAACUGAUAAAACACACAGGUGCAAAAUCAAGGUGACUUACAAAGAUGAGGAGGACCAACAGCAAGAGCGGGAAUGCGGUGAUGUAGUGUCCACAACUACAGUGGCAUGCGAAAGUAUUCACCCCCCUUGGCAUUUUUCCUAUUUUGUUGCCUUACAACCUGGAAUUAAAAUGGAUUUUUUGGGGGGUUUGUAACAUUUGAUUUACACAACGUGCCUACCACUUUGAAGAUGCAAAAUAAAAAAAAAUGGUGAAACAAACAAGAAAAAAUACAAAAAAACUGAACAUGAGCGUGCGUAACUAUUCACCCCCGAAAGUCAAUACUUUGUAGAGCCACCCUUUGCAGCAAUUACAGCUGCAAGUCUCUUGGGGUAUGUCUCUAUAAGCUUGGCACAUCUAUCCACUGGGAUUUUUGCCCAUUCUUCAAGGCAAAACUGCUCCAGCUCCUUCAAGUUGGAUAGGUUCCGCUGGUGCAAUCUUUAAGUCAUACCACAGAUUCUCAAUUGGAUUGAGGUCUGGGCUUUUACUAGGCCAUUCCAAGACAUUUAAAUGUUUCCCCUUAAACCACUCAAGUGUUGCUUUAACAGUAUGCUUAGGGUCAUUGUCCGGCUAGAAGGUGAACCUCCAUCCCAGUCUCAAAUCUCUGGAAGACUGAAACAGGUUUCCCUGAAGAAUUUCCCUGUAUUUAGCGCCAUCCAUCAUUCCUUCAAUUCUGACCAGUUUCCCAGUCCCUGCCGAUGAAAAACAUCCCCACAGCAUGAUGCUGCCGCCACCAUGCUUCACUGUGGGGAUGGAGUUCUCGGGGUGGUGAGAGGUGUUGGGUUUGCGCCAGAAAUAGCGUUUUCCUUGAUGGCCAAAAAGUUCAAUUUUAGUCUCAUCUGACCAGAGUACCUUCUUCCAUAUGUUUGGGGAGUCUCCUACAAGCCUUUUGGUGAACACCAAAUGUGUUUGCUUAUUUCUUUCUUGAAGCAAUGGCUUUUUUCUGGCAACUCUUCCGUAAAGCCCAGCUCUGUGGAGUGUAAGGCCUAAAGUGGUCCUAUGGACAGAUACUCCAAUCUCUGCUGUGGAGCUUUGCAGCUCCUUCAGGGUUAUCUUUGGUCUCUUUGUUGCCUCUCUGAUUAAUGCCCUCCUUGCCUGGUCCGUGAGUUUUGGUGGGCGGCCCUCUCUUGGCAGGUUUGUUGUGGUGCCAUAUUCUUUCCAUUUUAAAAUAAUGGAUUUAAUGGUGCUCCGUGGGAUGUUCAAAGUUUUGGCUAUUUUUUAACCCAACCCUCAUCUGUACCUUCCACAACUUUGUCCCUGACCUGUUUGGAGAGCUCCUUGGUCUUCAUGGUGCCGCUUGCUUGGUGUUGCCCCUUGCUUAGCGGUGUUGCAGACUCUGGGGCCUUUCAGAACAGGUGUAUAUAUACUGAGAUCAUGAGACACUUAGAUUGCACACAGGUGGACUUUAUUUAACAAAUUAUGUGACUUCUGAAGGUAAUUGGUUGCACCAGAUCUUAUUUAGGGGCUUCAUAGCAUUCCGUUAUUUAUUUUUUCAAUUCACUUCACCAAUUAGGACUAUUUUGUGUAUAUCCAUUUCAUGAAAUCCAAAUAAAUAUCCAUUUAAAUUACAGGUUGUAAUGCUACAAAAUAGGAAAAACGCCAAGGGGAUGAAUACGUUUGAAAGGCACUGUAAGUCUUGGAAUCGGAAAAGACACAGAAAGCAUGAUGGUGUACUACGUGCACAUGCUAACAGAAAGAAAUGAGGUGGGUAGCUAGCUAAGUGUGUCAUUGUAGCAAAGUAUUUAAGUUUAGUUAAUUUUCGUUCUAUUAUCUAUACAAUAAGCUAUCAUUGAUUUUGGCCCAAUUGGCUGACAUAUUACCUAUUUCAAGGAGCUUUCCGUUUUGAUAGGGUUAUUUUCCUAAAAACCUUUAGUCCUACCUAUAGAAAAAUAAAAAACAACUCUACAUCCAUGCCCAGCAUGGCAAGAGUGGCCCAAAGGGUGUUUAGCAUCCUCAGUGGCAAUACAAGCGCAUUCCGUUUCUGGCCUGCUCUCCGGGCAUGAGCCUGAAGCCACAGACUCUGGCCAAACUCAUGUUUCUAAAAGUGAAUUCAAAGGCACUGAGCCUAAUAAGGCAUUUUUCGUAAAAUGUGUAUUUAAUUCUAAGUAAGUCACAGCCUAUAUGCACAAUUUAUAGACUAUAAUGGUUUAAUACAAUGAACUGUUGUUUAAAUGCUGAGCGCACUCGCAAAUGCUUCACAAUUUAUUUAUUUGUAGGCUAUAGGCUAUAAUUGAAGUAAUAGGCUAAUAAUUCAUUUUCGUUCCUUCUUAGGCUACCUGUUUAGAGUGUUUAUAUGCUGUUUAAUACGACAUGUAGCCUUGUCAGAACGCUGCUUGUGGAUGUGGUGCAGGGAAUCAAGCGCAGGAACAGGGGUGUUCGUCAACAGACUUUAGUAAAUCCAAACAGGAAUGAGUCGCCAACCCAACCGGGUGGCACGAACAAUUACGCACAGCAACAACAGUGCGAAAACAAGAAAAAAGCGCACGCAGUGCGAACUCUCAAGAUACAACAAUAUGAGAGAGGAAACUCCUCAAUGGCAACAGCUGACAACAAUAAUCACACAUAACACCUGACCCAACACACGAUAACUAAAUAGGAAACAAAAUCAAACACUAACAAGGGACAGGUGUACAACUAGACAAAACCAAACAAACAUGAAACAUCGAACGGUGGUAGCUAGUACUCCGGGGACGACGACCGCCGAAGCCUGCCCGAACAAGGAGAAGGAGCAGCCUCGGCCGAAACCGUGGCAGUACCCCCCCCCUUGACGCGCGGCUCCAGCCGUGCGCCGAUCCCGGCCUCGGGGACGACCAGGACGACGCGGAGCAGGGCGCGUAGGAUGACCCCGAUGGAACUCGGUCAGCAAGGACAGGUCUAGUAUGUCCCUCCACGGCACCCAGCACCGCUCCUCCGGGCCGUACCCCUCCCACUCCACGAGAUAUUGGAGACCCCCCAUCCGGCGUCUCGAAUCAAGGAUGGACCUCACAGUGUACGCCGGAGCCCCCUCGAUGUCCAACGGGGGCGGAGGAAUCUCCUCUAUCUCAUAAUCCUGGAGUGGACCAGCUACCACUGGCCUGAGGAGAGACACAUGAAACGAGGGGUUAAUACUCCUGUAAUCAAUAGGCAGUUCUAACCUGUAACACACCUCGUUCAACCUCCUCAGGACUUUAAAUGGCCCCACAAACCGCCGACCCAGCUUCCGGCAGGGCAGGCGGAGGGGCAGGUUUCUGGUUGAGAGCCAGACUCGAUCUCCAGGUGCGUACACAGGCCCCUCACUGCGGUGGAGAUCGGCGCUCGUCUUAUGCCGACGGAUGGCCCGCUGCAGAUGAACGUGGGCAGCGUUCCACGUCUCCUCCGAGCGCCGCACCCACUCAUCCACCGCAGGGGCCUCGAUCUGGCUCUCGUGCCAAGGUGCCAGAACCGGCUGGUACCCUAACACACACUGGAAAGGGGUUAGUUGGGUGGAGGAGUGGCGGAGAGAGUUCUGCGCCAUCUCGGCCCACGGAACGUAUCUCGCCCACUCCUCCGGCCGGCCCUGGCAAUAAGACCUCAGAAACCUCCCCACAUCCUGGUUGACACGUUCAACCUGCCCAUUACUCUCCGGGUGGUAACCCGAGGUAAGGCUCACCGAAACCCCCAACCGUUCCAUAAACGCUCUCCACACUCUGGAGGUGAACUGGGGGCCUCGAUCAGACACUAUAUCCUCGGGUACCCCGUAAUGCCGGAAGACAUGGGUAAACAGAGCCUCAGCGGUCUGUAGGGCAGUAGGUAGACCCGGCAUGGGUAGGAGACGACAGGCCUUCGAGAACCGAUCCACAACGACCAGGAUGGUAGUAUUCCCCUGUGAGAGGGGAAGGUCUGUAACAAAAUCCACCGAGAGGUGGGACCAGGGUCGUUGUGGAACGGGCAGGGGUUGUAGCUUACCCCUGGGCAAAUGUCUGGGCGCCUUACACUGGGCACACACCGAACAGGAGGAGACAUAAAUCCUCACAUCCCCGGCUAACGUUGGCCACCAGUACUUAGUGCUAAGGCAGUGAACUGUCCGGCCGAUACCUGGAUGUCCAGAGGAGGGGGACGUAUGAGCCCAAUAAAUGAGGCGAUCGCGUACCUCGAGCGGAACGUACGUCCGACCCACAGGACACUGGGGAGGACUUGGGUCGGUGCGUAACGCCCGCUCGAUCUCGGCAUCGACCUCCCACACCACUGGUGCAACCAGACACGACUUCGGUAGUAUGGGAGUGGGCUCAACGGACCUCUCCUCCGUGUCAUAUCGCCGAGACAGGGCAUCUGCCUUCCCGUUCUGGGACCCAGGGAUGUAAGUGAUUUUAAACACAAACCGGGCUAGAAACAUAGUCCAGCGGGCCUGGCGAGGAUUCAGUCUCCUAGCUGCCCGGAUGUAUUCCAGGUUACGGUGGUCAGUUAGAAUGAGGAAAGGGUGUUGAGCCCCCUCAAGCCAAUGCCUCCACACCUUUAGGGCCUGUACCACGGCUAACAGCUCCCUGUCCCCUACGUCAUAAUUCCGCUCCGCCGGACUGAGCUUCUUAGAAUAAAAAGCACAGGGGCGGAGUUUAGGUGGUGUGCCAGACCGUUGUGAGAGAACGGCCCCAAUACCAGCCUCGGACGCGUCUACCUCCACCUGGAAAGGCAAAGCGGGAUCCGGAUGCGCCAACACCGGCGCUGAGGUAAACAGGUCCUUCAGUCUCCCAAAAGCCCUGUCCGCCUCAGCUGACCACUGCAAGCGCACCGGACCCCCCUUCAACAGAGACGUAAUGGGAGCUGCCACCUGUCCAAAACCCCGGAUAAACCUCCGGUAAUAAUUCGCAAAGCCCAAGAACUGUUGCACCUCUUUCACAGUGGUUGGGGUUUGCCAAUUACGCACAGCUGACACCCGGUCAACCUCCAUCUUCACCCCUGACGCAGACAAUUGAUAACCCAAAAAGGAGACCGACUUCUGAAAGAACAGACAUUUCUCUGCCUUGACAUAUAGGUCAUGCUCCAACAGCCUCCUCAACACUCGGCGCACCAGGGCUACAUGCUCAGCUCGGGUAGAACUGUACACUAGAAUAUCGUCUAUGUACACGACUACUCCCUGCCCCUGCAUGUCCCGGAAAAUCUCAUCUACAAAGGAUUGGAAGACUGAGGGAGCAUUCAUUAACCCAUAUGGCAUGACGAGAUACUCGUAAUGACCGGAGGUCGUGCUAAAUGCUGUCUUCCAUUCAUCGCCCUCUCUAAUGCGCACCAAGUUAUAUGCGCUCCUAAGAUCCAGUUUUGUGAAGAACUGAGCACCGUGUAAUGACUCCGUCAUAGUCGCAAUCAGAGGAAGUGGAUAGCUGUACUUCACUGUAAUCUGAUUGAGACCGCGGUAAUCAAUACACGGGCGCAGACCUCCAUCUUUUUUCUUCACAAAAAAGAAGCUAGAGGAAGCGGGUGAAGUGGAGGCCCGUAUGUAUCCCUGUCUCAGAGACUCGGCGAUGUAAGUUUCCAUUGCCUUCCUCUCCUCUUGGGACAAGGGAUACACAUGGCUCCGCGGGAGGGCUGCUCCUGACUGGAGAUCUAUCGCACAAUCCCCCUGUCUAUGAGGCGGCAGCUGCGCUGCCCUAGUCUUACUGAACACAAGUUUCAAAUCCUCAUACUCAGGGGGAAUCUGCAGUGCUGGCAUUAGAUUCGGACUCUCCACCGAGGUCGCCCCUAUGGAAACACCCAGACACAGCCCCACACACUGAGCAGACCACCCUGUAAGAGCUUUCUCUCGCCACGAAAUAGUAGGGUCAUGGGUAAUUAACCAGGGAAGCCCCAGCACCACCGGAUAUGCAGGAGAGUCAAUCAGAUAGAGCUGAAUCGUCUCCUCAUGACCCCCCUGCGUCACCAUCUUAAGAGGCGCUGUGACCUCCCUAAUCAACCCAGAUCCUAACGGACGGCUAUCUAGGGCAUGUACAGGGAAAGGCUUAUCAACAGGACGGAGGGGAAUCCCUAACUUUACACAGAACUGGCGAUCUAUAAAAUUCCCAGCUGCGCCUGAAUCUACCAGCGCCUUAUGCUGGGAACGAGGUGCAACCUGUGGAAAACAAACAGGCAAGGUUAGGUGAACGACAGAAAGCUCUGGGUAAGUAGGGCGCCUACUCACCUGGGAGGACUCCCCAAUGCCUGGCCUGACCUCACCUCCACCAGGGGACCCUCCCCAACACCUAGCCGCGGUGUGUCCUCCACGGCCACAGUUGGUGCAGGGAACGGCCCCCCUCGGGUUCCUACUCCUCCGUUCCCUAGCGCCAGCACCUCCGAGCUCCAUAGGGCUCGGCUCGGAGGUGCUGGAAGGUGGAAUGGGCAACCCCCACCCGGGACGUCCACGGGUAGCGAGCAGGGUGUCCAGCCGAAUGGCCAUGUCGACCAGUUGGUCAAACGACAACGUGGUAUCCCUGCACGCCAACUCUCUCUGGACGUCCUCCCGGAGGCUGCAGCGGAAGUGGUCUAUGAGGGCCCGCUCAUUCCACCCUGCAUCUGCCGCUAGAGUCCGGAACUCCAAUGCAAAAGCCUGUGCGCUCCUCAUCCCCUGUCGGAGGUAGAACAGACGCUCCCCCGCCGCCUUCCCCUCCGGUGGAUGGUCAAACACGGCAUGGAAGCGGCGGGAGAACUCCGCAUAGGUAACAGUAGCGGCGUCUAUUCUACUCCAUUCGGCGUUGGCCCACUCCAACGCCUUGCCGGUGAGACAGGAGAUGAGGGCGGAGACGCUCUCGUGUCCCGAGGGAGCCGGGUGUACGGUGGCGAGGUAGAGCUCCACUUGCAGCAAGAACCCUUGACACCCGGCAGCGGAGCCGUCGUACGCCCUCGGGAGGGAGAGCCGAAUCCCGCUGGGUUCCGGAAGGGGGACAGGAGGACUGACCGAUGGGGAUGGUCCGGUAGGUGGGGGCGUGGGUACCCCGCUGGUCUCCCAUCGGUGGAGAGUGUUCAUCACCUGAUCCAGGGCUUGACCGAUCUGGUUGAUCCUGUCCUCCUGCCCACGAAGACGGUCUUCCAUAAUGUCCGUUGGCGCGGCUGCUCCUGCUGAUUCCAUAGUGUGAUGUGUGAUUCUGUCAGAACGCUGCUUGUGGAUGUGGUGCAGGGAAUCAAGCGCAGGAACAGGGGUGUUCGUCAACAGACUUUAGUAAAUCCAAACAGGAAUGAGUCGCCAACCCAACCGGGUGGCACGAACAAUUACGCACAGCAACAACAGUGCGAAAACAAGAAAAAAGCGCACGCAGUGCGAACUCUCAAGAUACAACAAUAUGAGAGAGGAAACUCCUCAAUGGCAACAGCUGACAACAAUAAUCACACAUAACACCUGACCCAACACACGAUAACUAAAUAGGAAACAAAAUCAAACACUAACAAGGGACAGGUGUACAACUAGACAAAACCAAACAAACAUGAAACAUCGAACGGUGGUAGCUAGUACUCCGGGGACGACGACCGCCGAAGCCUGCCCAAACAAGGAGAAGGAGCAGCCUCGGCCGAAACCGUGACAAGCCUAUUUGAAAUAAAUGAUGAAUGCUUCUUACAGUCACUUUUUCAUGUUGUUUAUUGAAAUGUGUUUGGUUCCAAUACUUCAAAACCAAAGGUGGGUCCAGGUAGUAACAAAAAUAGAUGGGUGUUGGUUCAAUGGGGAUUUUAAUGAAUGGAGCAUAUUUGGAGCAGCAGUUUUUUUUCCUCUGAGCGAGGAGUGUUUUUUAGUGGUGUGGUUGGAAAGGAAGUGGAGGAAAAAUUCAGCUCAACUCCACUCAACUCCGCUCAACUCCGCUCACAUACUCUGUUCCACACCACUCUCUCACUUUAGUAUCUUACCUAGUUAUUUUCAGAUCUCAUUUUGCUAUUUUUUAGCUAUGGCAACUAUGUGUGUGUUUUCUAUACCUGUUCGCUCCUUUCCCUGUAGGCUUUACAGACGCUCCCCAUCCCUUGGCUGCAACUCUUCUAAUUUAGUGUACCCAUGUGGAAUUCCUGGUCUCUGGCAACGUUUGGAACGGUCAAGAACGCCGAGUUCAUCUCAGCCUAUGCAGCCCUUCAGUCCCUUGACUUUUUGGCCCUGACGGAGACAUUGAUCACCCCAGAGAACACUGCUACUCCAGCUGCUCUCUCUUCAUUUGACUACGUUUUCUUUCAUAGUCCGAGAGCAUCUGGUCAUCGCGUUGGUGGCACAGGGCUACUAAUUUCUCCUAAGUGGAGAUUUUAAAUGUUUCCCCUCUCUUACCUGUCCAUCUCCUCAUUUGAAUUCCAUGCUGUCACUGUCACUUGUCCACUCAAGCUUAAAAUUGUUGUCAUCUAUUGCCAACCAGGUGUCCAUAGAGUUCCUCAAUGAGCUUGAUAAGCUCAUUUCCUGAUGAUGACUCACUGCUCUUCGUACUUGGCAACUUCAACCUCCCGACAUCUGCCUUAGAUUCAUUUCUUUCUAACUCUCUCUUUCCCCUCGCCUCUUUUGACCUCACCCUUUCCCAGUCCCCUCCCACUUAAGAGGCAGGUAAUACGCUUGACCUCAUCUUUAAUGGAGGCUGUUUGCCUACUAAUCUCACUGCAACCCCCCUCCAGGUCUCUGAUCACUACUUUGUUUCCUUUUCUAUGUCGCUUUCCUCCAACCCUAGCCACUCAGCCCCUACCCAGAUGGUCAUGAUCUUCGCUCUCCAUCUCCCACUACUCUCUCCUCUUCUAUCCUAUCUUCACUCCCUUCUGCUAAAUCCUUCUCCCUCCUGUCUCCUGAUUCUGCCUCUUCGACCCUACUCUCCUCCCUUUCUGCAUCCUAUGACUCGCACUGUCCCCGCAGUGACUCAUUACGAGCUUACAGAACAGGGCUGCGGGCAGCUGAGCGAAAAUGGAGGAAAACUAAACUUCCGGAGGACCUAUCAUCCUUUCACUCCCUCUUCUCUACCUUCUCUUUCUCUAUAUCCACUGCUAAAGCCACUUUCUAUCACUCAAAAUGUAAAGAUUCUACCUAUAACCCUAUGAAGCUCUUUUCCACCUUUUCCUCCCUUUUUAAUCCUCCACCCCUCCCCCUCCCUCUUCUCUCUCUGCGUCAACCACUUUGAAAAGAAUGUUGACGACAUCCACUGCUCAUUCACUCAACCUUUUGAGUCCACUAGACCCACAUAACUACCCUACGCCUUGACCUCUUUCUCCCCCUUCUCUCCAGAGGAAAUCCUGUGACUAGUGAGGUCCUGCCGCCCAACAACCUGCCCGCUCGACCCCAUCUCAUCCUCCCUUCUCCAGACCAUCUCAACUCAUCCUUGACCACUGACCCUCUGACUUCAAAAUGGCCUGACACGCUCCCCUCCUCAAAAAACCAACACUCAUCUCAGAAUGAUCUUCUUGGCCCUAACCAGUCAGGCUUCAAGACGGGUCACUCAACUGAGACUGCUCUUCUCUAUGUCACAGAGGCCCUCCGCACUGCCAAAGCUGACUCUCUCUCUUCUGUUCUCAUCCUAGAUCUAUCUGCUGCCUUCGACACCGUGAACCAUCAGAUCCUCCUCUCCACUCUCUCAGGUCUGGGUGUCUCAGGCUCUGCACACUCUUGGAUUGCAUCCUACCUGGCAGGCCUCUCCUACCAGGUGACAUGAAGAGGAUCUGUGUCUGCACCACAUACUCUCACUACUGGUGUCCCCCAGGGCUCGGUUCCAGGCCCUCUCCUCUUCUCUCUACACACCAAGUCACUCGGCUCCUUCAUAUCGUCACAUGGUCUCUCCUAUCAUUGCUAUGCGGAUGACACUCAACUACUUUUCUCCUUCCCCUCUUCUGACACCCAGGUGUCGACACACAUCUCCCUGUCCAUCUUCCGAAAACAUCUGAAACAAGUAUCUUAAAUAAUCCCACAGCGCCCCCCCCCCCCCCCCCCCCCCCCUCACCUCUGGAUAAGAGUGUCUGCUAAGUUACUAAAAUGUCAAAUGUAAAUGUGAAUGUGAGUCAACCAAACGUUUAAACUCCUCCAAGGAAACAAGAUCCUGGAGUUUCAAGCUGGUCUGGAAAGAAUUCCAAGACCACGGAGCUAAAACACUUUUUGCCAUGAUCCGUUCUGAUGCUUCAGUUCAAGGUCAGAAUACAUGUAGAGAAAAAGUGCAUAAAAAGAGAAUUACGUUCCAUUUCCGGGCGCUUAAAUCAGGUCGGAAUGGGCCCCACCCCCCAAGAGCAUGAUUUAAGAUGAUGAGGAUUGCAUAAUAGCCAAAGCUGACAGUUGCAGAGUGGAUUAGAGUAUAUGACUGUUGAAAGUAAAAUACCACACCAUAAUUAUAACCAUCUAUGGUAGAAUUAUCUUCCUCUCACUUUCUCUUGCUUGCAUCUCUAUGUAGUGUGUACUGUAGGUUUGUGCUGUCCUGGAAAUAAAAUAAACUAAUAAAGAGAAAAAUAUGAAGCUUUCAUCAAGUGACUGCCAAUUAUAUUUCAGUGUGAUAAUUAAUUGUAGUUACAUUUCAAGGGAUUUCUAAGGCUGUGUGGGAAAUUGUUGUCCUCAAACAAAAUGUUGUCUGCUGUCAAUGUCAUCUCAUUGUAUUUCAUAGCUUUGCCUGCAUGCUCAGGUAAAAUUCGAUGGACAAAUAAACUCACAUCAUGUGAGCUGAACAUUAAAUCUGAGCAACACCAGAGGCACACUGUUGGCACGGUAACAGCAAGGCCCAUCUGUCUGUCUGCUCAUUCCCCUCCUUAGCUAGUUUUGGAGAGGCUAAUCUGAGUUGGGCUGGUAGGGAGGAUUACUCUUUCUGUGUCAGAUUUGGACGUUGAGCCUGUCCCCCUAUCCCUUCUAAAAAUCAUUUAGCUUUUUCUUAAAAAAAGAAAAAGUGCUUUUGCGGAGAGCGGCAGAUAAUCUGUUUAGCCAACACAGACCUGAGAGAGAAGCCAUUUACACUAUCAAGAGCAACGGAGACGCUCUCAUCCAUAAUCCACUCUUCAUUUGUGAUUAUUUACCUCAGGAAAUUACUUGCAUGGUCCGUCAAGGGGGAGAAUAAUAACAAAGUAUAAAAUAGCAAAGCUUCAACCUGUUUGUAUAUGCAUGGGCUGGCGCUGCCCACUCAACAGCAGCGUCUGUCACAGCGACUAAUGGGAGCGUAUGCUUUGCCAGGCAUCCACACAGAUAAGUGGCGGUGUGUGUAUGUGUAUCUGUGUGUGUAGGCUGAUCCAAGCUGUGAGCACACCCAUGGAUAUCAGGCUUAUCUUUUCUGUGGCUUUACUUGUUUCUCAGCCUGUUUGCCAGAGCUACUUCCUCUGUUGAACCUAGGUUGAAGAUGACAAAGGUUAAGACAACAGGAUUCUAAUAUCCAAUAACUCUUUGCAAAAUUUAGACCAGCGUUGCUAGUUAGCAACGGUGCUAGUACUUAUCAACGAUGCUGGUCCAAUUAAUUUGUUUAUUUCCGAACGCUGCCGCGUGUAAUUAUUACAUUGUCUUAACCUUGUCAUCUUCAACCUAGUGCUGAACCCCCCACAAUCAAUCAACGGAAUGAAUCCGAUUUCACAUACUACCAGGCUUUUCCCCAUUUCCUUAGAUCAUGUUUACUAAGUCAACAGGGAAUACAUUAUUUCAUUGGAUACAUGACAUACUGUAUUAUAUAAUGUAUCACACACAAUUAACCAGUUAAACAAGUCAUGAAGCAAUUAUAUAGAGCAAUAUGUUUUACACUAAUUGUAAAUGAUGUGCUGUUCAUGUGUAUGUGAAUGUUGUAGGCUCCAUGGCCUAUGUUAUGCGUCUAAACCUUCCUCUGUUGUGUUGUAGGUGACCCAGAUCCCAGUGGAGGCAUGUGAGCAGUAUGGGACCUGUGGAGAGUGUCUGAGCUCUGGGGAUCCUCACUGCGGCUGGUGUGUCCUGCUCAACAUGUAGGUCCACUACUACACUAUUCUCAAAAGGCACAAUGGUCAUGUUUUAAAACACCAAUCACAUAAUUUACCAAGAAAAAAGGAGUAAGAGGUCAUACAAGCCCUCAAAUACAAAAUGAUGCUACUGAGCACACAGAUACAGACAGCCUGUCUGUCACUGCUGAUAUGGAGGGACAGAAUGACUGAGAUAAUGGGGACAGAGUACAGAGGGAUUACAGACAGAGAGUAGUGCAGAGGGUAACCAAAUGGACUGCUACAGUCUCUAGAACAUUUAGAACUGUGAAAGAGGCUCAUCUUCGACAUCUUAAUUAUCGGACCGCCAGGUUAUCUUACGUAAUAGAACAGGACAGAGCAGAAGAGAUCCAGAAGAUUAAAACCCAGGCAAUGUUUCUGAAAAUGCACUGAAACAGACCUCAGAAAGGAUUUAUGCAUUAUUAUAUGUCAUUUGCAUUUCAGCAAUCUCUACGAUCAUCAUUAUCUAAAUUGCAGCUCUUGGAGAGCCCUCUCUAUGUUAUCACCCCACUUGACUAGCAAAACACGGAACAUAUUUAUCCUAAUUACUUUAUUCCUCUUCUGUUUUCAUAAGUGCAUUUUCUGCUCCAAUUCCCACGAUUAUACUUUACAUUAUUAGUAAUUUAGCAGACGCACUUAUCCAGAGCGACUUACAGUUAGUGAAUACAUAUUUUUUUAUACUGGCCCCCCGUGGGAAUCGAACCCACAACCCUGGCGUUGCAAACGCCAUGCUCUAUCAACUGAGCUACAUCCCUGCCGGCCAUUCCCUCCCCUACCCUGGAUGACGCUGGGCCAAUUGUGCGCCACCCAUGAGUCUCCCGGUCGCGGCCGGCUGCGACAGAGCCUGGAUUCAAACCAGGAUCUCUAGUGGCACAGUUAGCACUGCAAUGCAGUGCCUUAGACCACUGCGCCACUCAGGAGACUACUUGUAUGCAUGCCACUUCCAUGAGCUACUAUUCACUAUCUAGCUACUGUUCACUGAAUAGUAUCCUAAGUGGAAAUACUCACCUUGUCUCUCUACAGUAAAACAAUUAGAAAAUGCAACAUACAGUCACUGUAUAUGCUCACCCAAAGCAUGUGAAGGUAAAGCACCACGUGCCAUAUAGGGGAGUGUGUGUGUAUAUAUGGUAUGUUAAUCUCUAAGAGGCUAGGACAGGAGAACAAACAGCUCUAUCAGGCAUAACAUGGAGGGGGAGAUGAAAUAAAAGGGAAUGAAAGGGCGCCUGGGAUGAAAUGGGUGUCCAGGGGCACUUCAAUUGAUGAGAAGCUAAGAGGUUAGUGUCUAUUCUCCCUAUGGAUACCGGCUGUAUCAAGGAGCCGGCAGGAACAACAACCAUCAUUGGGUUUCCAUUCUGCCUUCAUUGUCUUGUAUUUACUGUUGAGGUCUCUGUGCGCUUUGAAGGCUCUCGUGAGAUGUCACCCUCGACCACAUCUGAGAGUCCAUUAAGCACCGUCUCAUCCCACAGUGGGCAUUACACAUGUAAAACAGAGACAAGCUCUAUUGUUAGCUCCUCAUCAAGAGGAAGUGUGAUCGCUGAGAGAUUCAACCUUGAGAGCCUCUCAUUCUCUUAAAGGCCCAGUGCAUUCAAAACGUGAUUUUCCCAUGUUGACUCCAAUGCUUCCCACAGUUGUGUCAAGUUGGCUGGGUGUCCUUUGGGUGGUGGACCAUUCUUGAUACACACAGGAAACUGUUGAGCGUGAAAAACCCAGCAGCGUUGCAGAUCUUGACAUAAACCGGUGCGCCUGGCACCUACUACCAUGCCCCGUUCAAAGGCACUUAACUAUUUUGUCUUGCCCAUUCACCCUCAGAAUGGCACACACACAAUCCAUAUCUCAAUUGGUUCAAGACUUAAAAAUCCUUAUUUUACCUGUCUCCUCCCCUUCAUCUACACUGAUUGAAGUGGAUUUAACAACUGACAUCAAUAAGGGAUCAUAGCUUUCACCUGGAUUCACCUGAUCAGUCUAUGUCAUGGAAAGAGCAGGUUUUCUUAAUGUUUUGUAUACUCAGUGUAUAUUUCCACACUAUGAGAUUAGAAUAAUACUGUGAAAUUGUGAAAAUGUGAAAAUGAUUAUAAUGUUAUUUUAGUGUUAGAGCUGUUUGAAAGGACCGUGUGAAAUCUCAGCCUCUUUUAGUGGGAUGGAGUUUUGGCCUGCCUGUAAAUUAGUAAAUAGAACAAUAAGAAAAAUAGUUCUAAACCUCUCUGCCAAUAAGAGCUAGUUUUCAGAUUCCCCCUCCCCACUCAGAUCACUCCCAGACAGUCCUAGCAAAAUUCUUGCUUGAUAAAUUGCUCUUUGCUAAGAAGCUAUUUUUGUUUCUUUUGGACUGUUUUAAUUGAAAACAAUCACAGUAAGGUACUUAAUUGUUACCCAGAAAUUAUUUUAUAAUGAGAUAAAAACGGCUGCAUUGGACGUUUAAGUGCAAUGUUUACGUAUGUUUGUGUGCGUUCUGAAUGUCUAAAUCUGCACGUCCCAAGCUACCACAAUAUCUCAUUUGAAGAGACAGGUCUUCACGGUGGUGGCACAGGGCUACUCAUUUCUCCUAAGUGGAGAUUUUCUAUUUUCUCUCACUGGUUCAUCUCCUCAUUUGAAUUCCAUGCUGUCACUGUCACUUGUCCACUAAAGCUUAACAUUGUUGUCAUAUAUCGCCCACCAGGUGCCCUUGGAGAGUUCCUCAAUGAGGUUGACAUCUUGAUAAGCUAAUGUUUACGACGUUGGCUCACCACUCAUCGUACUGGGCGACUUCAACCUCCCAGAUGCCUGACUUUGAUGAAUUUCUUUCCACCUCUUUCUUUCCCACUCCUUUCCUCUUUUGAGCUCAACCUUUCUCAGUCCCCUCCCACUCACAAGGCAAGCAAUGUGCUUGACCUCAUCUUUACUAAAUUCUGUUCACCUACCAAUCUUACUGCAACCCCCCUCCACAUCUCAGUUGUCAAAAUUGUCAAAGACUCCAGCCACCCUAGUCAUAGACUGUUCUCCCUGCUACCGCACGGCAAGCGGUACCGGAGUGCCAAGUCUAGGUCCAAAAGACUUCUCAACAGCUUUUACCCCCAAGCCAUAAGACUCCUGAACAGCUAAUCAUGGCUACCCGGACUAUUUGCACUGCCCCCCCACCCCAUCCUUUUUACGCUGCUGCUACUAUGUUAAUUAUUUAUGCAUAGUCACUUUAACUCUACCCACAUGUACAUAUUACUUCAAUUAUCUCAACUAUGCCCCCGCACAUUGACUCUGCACCGGUACCCCCCUGUAUAUAUAGCCUCCCUACUGUUAUUUUAUUUUACUUCUGCUCUUUUUUUCUCAACACUUUUUUGUUGUUGUUUAAGGGCUGUAAGUAAGCAUUUCACUGUAAUGUUUGCACCUGUUGUAUUCGGCGCAUGUGACCAAUAAAAUUUUAUUUGAUUUUAUUUUAUUUGAUCACUACUUAGUUUCCUUUUCUCUCCCUCUCUCCUCCCAACCCUAUACACUCAGCCCCUACCCAGAUGGUCAUGUACAUCACAAUCUUCAAUGCACCUUGGCAUAGAUUCUACAAGUCUCUGGAACUCUAUUGGAGGAAUGCGUUUUGUUGAUGGUGGUGGAAAACACUGUCUCAGGCACUGCUCCAGAAUCUCCCAUAAGUGUUCAUUUGGGUUGAGAUCUGGUGACUGAGACGGCCAUGGCAUAUGGUUUAUAUAGUUUUCAUGCACAUCAAAUAAUUCAGUGACCACUCAUGCCCUGUGGAUGGGGGCAUUGUCGUCAGCAUUUUUAUAUAUGACCCUAAGCAUGAUGGAAUGUUAAUUGCUUAAUUAACGCAGGAACCACACCUGUGUGGAUGCACCUGUAUUCAAUGUACUUUGUAUCCUUCAUUUACUCAAGUGAUUCCAUUAUUUCGACAGUUAUCUGUACUUUAUUGAGGGAAAAUGUACUUACUACAACUGUGAUAUGUGCUUAUCUCACCUAGCUAAUUAGAUUAAUGCACUAAUUGUAAGUCUCUCUGGAUUAGAGUGUCUGCAAAAUGACUAAAAUGUCAGUGUAAAAUGUUAAAUAACCCAAACACAAAACACUCACUGCUUAAAAUCAAUUUAUCCCAUCGUACAACUGGAUUUACUUCAGCAGAGCAAUCCAACCAAACUGAUAGGGGCUCACUUUCCUUAAAGGAAAAUACCACUCAAAAACUAUCUUGGUAUUUGUUUCAUUAGUCCACUGUUGAUACAGUCCCAAAAUGUUUUGUAUGUCAGCAAUCAAGUUUUCAAGAUAUAGAACUUUCAAAAUACAGAAAGUGUCACAGUAUGAUGUGUUUUGCAUGAUGUUGUUUAGAUGUUCCUUAAAGGAAAAUGUUUAUCUCACAUGUACAGUAAACAGUAAGAACGAAUAAUGUCCUGGUUCCCAUCCACAGAUGUGCCAGAAGAGACCGGUGUCAGAGAGCAGAGGAGCCCUUCCGGUUCGCAACUGAUAUCGAACUUUGUGUGAAAGUUAUCGCUCACCCAGACAGCAUUGCCGUGUCAGCACACAGUGUGCCUGUGAGUCAACUAUUAACAGUACAAUCUUUACUUCUGAUCAAACUGAUUCUUACAUGUUCUGAGUCUUGAUGGUGGGAAGAAGUCCUCAGUGUUUCAUGAUAGACCAGACUGUUCCAACCCAGCUAUCUCUCUCUGCUCCUCUCCUAUAGCUCCUGCUGGAAGUCAGCAAUGUGCCUGACCUCUCGACUGGGAUCACCUGUUUAUUUGGAGAGCAGGCCGAGGUGGAGGGCCAUGUCAACGGCAACAGAGUCACGUGCCUGUCCCCGUCUGGCAAAGAGGUCCCACACAUACCUGAAGGACAAGGUGACAAAAUAUAUAGCUCCAACAUAGGACGUAUUGCUCUGUGUUCCUCAGUGAUACAGAUGUGACUCUUUUACAGAGGACCAGCAGUCUGAAUAAAGCCAACUACCCCCCCCCCCCCCCCCCCCCCCCCCCCCAUUUUCUCCAUCAGACUGGUUGGGUGUGGCGCUGCGUCUGAACUCUAAGGAGACAGGUCAAAUGCUGGGCAGUACAGAGGUCAAGUUCUAUAACUGCAGCAUGCAUCACACGUGAGUUCAUCUACCGGCCCACACAUUAUCUGAUCCAUUCAAAAGAUAGUAUUGCACAACCUCAUUUAGGACAUUAAUGCAUGCAACCCCACUUAAGAUCAGGCAGACAGGUAACCCAUAAGUUCAAAUGACCCAUCCAUUUUGAUAUAGGUGAACCUAAGGCAGUUAGCCACGCAUUGUUAGCGUGUUUCUAGACUGGUGUUUCUAGACUGGUUCCCUGAGGAACAAUGUACAUACUGAGUAGUACGAGUACAUACAUCUAAACAUAGCUCCCUGACCGCUACCUUCAGGUCCACUUUAACAGAAAUACAGUCCAAAGCCCCAUCACAUCUGUUUGAUCAAAAUGAGGUGUCCAUUAGCAGCUAGCGACUGUCUCUGGUCUACAGUGUGAUUCAUAUUUCAGUCUAAACAGCCUCCCCCUCCCCCCUCUGCCUCACACAGCACAGCAGCAUCACAUCAGCAUCACAUCCGCCUCCAUAAUUAAUUAUCCUGUGUCUGAAAGGGCCUGGCAGGCCAGUUCUAUGCAUACAGAGCUGUUACAGAACAUACUGACUUACUGUGUGUUGGUGCUUAAUACUGCUCUCUCUGCAACACUGUUGUAUUAACAGUAUGUGUUAGUGGUACAAUGUUGAGGAAACAGCCUAACUCUGUGAACUCCAUGAACUGUAUAAUAUACAGUGUACUGUAUAUUGGAUGGAUCGUUAGGAACUUCUGUUCCCUAAGAGCAUGUGUUUAGCCACAGAGUAUCUAGAAGCAUUGGGAUGUCUGUUGGCUGGUUGGUCAUAUGAUGUGUGUAACAUGUCCAUUUGUCCCUCUCCUUGCACUGCAGGUGUCUGUCCUGUGUGAACAGUACCUUCCGCUGCCACUGGUGUAAAUAUCGCAACCUGUGUACCCACAACCCCUCCAGUUGCUCCUUUCAGGAGGGCCGGGUCAACGCCUCAGAGGUAGCUACAUGGCUACUGAUAAACAUACACCAGAUUAACAGUAUUUUCCGGUAUAAUGCACAUUAACCCAUGUUUCAUUAACCCAUAUUUACAUAACAUGUUAGUCUUUAGGCAAUCUAUCUUUAUAAUUUAAUAGACCUCGAUAGACCCCUGCUGAGGUCGUCUGACCUUUGACUCUUGCAAUAUGUUCUCUAGGACUGCCCUCAGCUGCUGCACUCUGGGGAGAUCCUGAUCCCAGCAGGGGAGGUGAGACCCAUCACCCUGAGGGCCCGGAACCUUCCACAGCCCCAGUCUGGCCAGCGGGGGUACGAGUGUGUGCUCCACGUCCAGGGAACCAACCACCGUGUCACUGCCCUGCGCUUCAACAGCUCCAGCGUGCAGUGCCAGAACAGCUCGGUGCGUACUGUGACUGCGUGACCCUCUCUAACACUCCCCCUGGGACCAGCCUCAGCCUGGCUGUGUAUUAUCCAGGUCGAUUAUCUGUAGUCUAGUGAAUUACGUCUGAGCUAGUCUCUGAGAGCAAUCUGCAUCUGAUCUCAUCCCACUGAGAUGAGUUCAGUCAUGCCGUGUCUUGAUCAAAUAAGAAGUAGGUUGUCUGCAGUGGAAUAAAUAAAACAUUUAAUGUCUGUCUGAAACCGAACAUGUCAGUGUCAUUCAAACAUACAUCUAGGUCCGUGUAAUAGGGACAUAAUAGGUUAACAUCUCAGAUAGUUGACAGUGAGGAUGAGUGGCAGACAGUGCUGCAUAGACUACAUGACAAACAAUCAAUUUUUAAUGCAUCUAUUCCUCACUCUCUUAUCUCAUGUCCAGUGAAAGCCCAUUUUCCUCAGCUCUAGAUGAACAGCCUCUCCAGUCCCCGCAGAGUCCUGUCCCAAUAUGGCCAUGCACAGCAGAGAGGAGCAGACAGCAAUGAUAGAAAUGACAGGUGGUUAAAAGCCUCAUCUCUCUCUCUCUCCCUCUCACAUCCCUCUCUCUCUCCCUCUCCCACCCCUCUUUCUCUCUCGCUCUCUCCCUACCUCUCUCUCUCCGGCAGUACAUCUAUGAGGGUGUGAAGAUCAGUGACCUGGCAGUGGACCUCUCCAUCAUUUGGAAUGGCAAUUUCAUAAUCGACAAUCCAGAUAAGAUUAAAGGUGCCUCUGCCAUCCAUCACUGUCUGCCAUUGCUGAGGAGUGGAAAGCUCUCACUCUGUGGGAUGGAUGGGGUUUAGCCCACGCCAAGGCUUUCACUCGGCCUUGGGAGAACGUUAAUAUGGCACUCUCUACUGUGUUAUUAGUCCUAGCCAAUCAUCUGGGCUGUGAGGGUGAACUUUUGUGUUUACCAUUUUGGUUUCUCACUGACUGUUAGAGCUCUCCAUUAUCCUGCUUGAGUGUGUAUUUGGUUGUAGAAUAGUGCCAUUCAAUAUCUAAAUACUGUCAAAUAUACACUGAGUGUACGAAACACUAGGAACAUCUGCUCUUUCCAUGACAUAGACUGACCAGGUGAAUCCAGGUGAAAGCUAUGAUCCCAUGUUGAUGUCAUUUGUUAAAUCCACAUCAAUCAGUGUAGAUGAAGGGGAGGAGACAGGUUAAAUAAGAUUUGUUUAGCCUUGAGACAAUUGAGACAUGGAUUGUGUAUGUGUGCCAUUCAGAGGGUGAAUGGGCAAGAGAAAAUAUUUAAAUGCCUUUGAACAGGGUAUGGUAGUAGGUGCCAGGUGCACUGGUUUGAGUGUGUCAAGAACUGCAACGCUGCUGGGUUUUUCACGUUCAACAGUUUCCUGUGUAUAUCAAGGAUGGUCCACCACCCAAAGGACAUCCAUCCAACUUGACACAACUGUGGAAACCAUUGGAGUCAACAUGGGCCAGCGUCCCUGUGGAAUGCUAUAGACACCUUGUAGAGUCCAUGCCCCGACGAAUUGAGGCCGUUUUGAGGGCAAAAGGAGGUGCAACUCAAUAUUAGGAAGGUGUUCCUGAUGUUCUGUACACUCAGUGUACAAGCAUUGAAUGUAAUUCAACUGCAGUCCUCCCGUAUUCCACAGUGCACCUGUAUAAGUGUGGUGCCCAGCGGGACAGCUGUGGCAUGUGUCUGCGGGCUGAAAGGAAGUUCCAGUGUGGCUGGUGCAGUGGAGAAGGCCGUUGCACCAUGAGGCAGCACUGCCCACCCAUCAGCCCCUACGCCAGCCGCUGGCUCGACCUGUCCACCAGGAACGUUAAGUGUACCAACCCACGCAUAACUGAGGUUAGUCAGUCAGACCCUUAUCUGUUACAACUAACCCCUACUUUAAGCGUCACCAUUAUCCAUCAUUUGGCCUUAGUGACAAGAGGCCUUCUCAGAAAUAACCAGUAAAAACCAUUGAGAUCAGUCCUUAGACAUGAGCAAGACCGGUGGUAACUUGUGGAAUAGACACUGGCUGGAAUGCGGUUUUAACCAAUCAGCAUCGAGGACUAGACCCACCCGUCGUAUAAAUAAGACUAUAUCAGACAUACAGCUUGUGCCAAAUUAAUGCAACCUUAAGCUAUGCCCUUUGCAUCCAAUUUUGUGCAUGGCAAUGAGUGUUUUUGGCCCCAACACACUGUUAAUUUUUUUGAAUGAGAGACACACAGUAGGUCAGACAGCCACAGACAAUUACUGCUCCAACUUCAAAGAGCCAUGAGCCUUUGAAGUCCCUGUCACAUGAUUAGUGUUUCAGUGGCAGUCUGGGAGUGAAUUGAUAAAGAACUGGGCUGCUACUGCCUGCUGCUGGGAACUGGAAGAGCACUGCUCAACAGGCCUGAAGGCUCUUUGUGUGGUCAAGCCAUUUUAGAUAGAGCUUCUGCAUAGUUGUCUUUGGGCAUAGUGAUGCAAUGCAUUAAUCUGUUGUCAUGUAUUGAAAAUAUUACAAUACUUGUGUGCUGCCACCAUAAAUCUGUCCCUUCUCCAUGUCCACCUCUCCUUCCUGUAGGUGAGCCCAGUGGCAGGGCCUCCAGAGGGGGGAACACUGGUCACCAUCCAGGGCCUGAACCUGGGCCUGUCCUUCUCUGAGCUGGUGGGCAACGUGGAGGUGGCAGGGGUACAGUGUACCCCACAGGAAGAGGGCUACAUCACUGCAGAACAGUAAGAACCAAAAUGCACAGAAGCACCCAGACCCCCACCCUAACCUUAACUCCAAAACCCCCACCCUAAACCUAACCCUAGCUCCUAACCCUAACCCUAAAACUAACCCUAGCUUCUAACCCUAAACCUAAUUCUAACCCUACCACUAAUUCUAACCUUAACCCUAACCCCCCUAGAAAUUGCAUUAGACCUUGUGGGGACUAACAAAAUGUCCCCAGUUGGUCAAAUAUUUGUUUGUUUACUAUUCUUGUGGAGACUUCUGGUCCCCACAAGUAUAGUUAAACACCUCCCACACACACACACACACACACACACACACACACACACACACACACACACACACACACACACACACACACACACACACACACACUAUAACUAAUGAUGAACAUAAAGAUAAACAAGUUGCAGCAGGCUUUCUUUAGUGUGCUGAGGAGUAGAGAGCAGAGUUGUUUUGUGUGCCGUCGUGAGGCUGACGGCACUGCUGUAAUUGAAAUGCGCUGCAUGUCACUGACUGCAGAGACAAUCUGUUAGCCAUGUGUUUCUCUCACAGCCAUAUAAUUCGAUUGAGCCAUGGAUGAAGGGACCUUAUUUAUAUCCUUGUAUAAAAAAGGAACAUGCCAGCAGAAAAACUGAAAACUCUCAUGACAACAGAGGGUGGAGAGAAGAGGAUUCAUUGGGUCCUGUCGUCAGGGUGAAAGGUUUAUCUCUAAUACUUAGCAAUACUUUUCUGUGACUAUUCAUUUAGGCCCCACACAGUGCUUUAAAACAUGGCAUUACAAACAUAAAUGUUAUUGUAGGUCAGUUUUUAUAAUGACUUAUUCAUUGCAUACUACAUUAUCUUAUUGACCUGACAGGCUAACUGAUUUAUCGAGAACACACUGUUGCCAUGGUGAUGGAGGUAAUGGUGGGUGGUGGAUGUGGUGUAGUUUAUUAUUGCUGUUAUAUUGGUGCUAUUGGUUUUUCAUUAGGAAGAAAGAUGGCCCUCCAUAUUGACCUACCACUACUAUGAAAGUCUGCUUCAAUCACAUUGUAUGGAGACCAACAGAAAACAGCACUUUUUCUUCAAUUGAAAACCGUGUACAGCACAGUAAUCUCUCUCUUCUCUCUCUCUCUCUCUCUCUCUCUCUCUCCUCUCCUCUCUCUCAUCUCUCCUCUCUCUCUCUCUCUCUCUCUCCUCUCUCUCUCUCUCUCUCUCUCCGUUCAUCUCCUCUCCUCUCUUCCUCUUCUCUUCCUCUCUCUCUCUCCUAUCUCUCUCUUCUUCUCGUCUCUCUCUCUCUCGUCCCGUCUCUCGUCCAGGAACCCUCUCUUCCACUCUCUGUCGUCUCUCCCUCUCUGUGAUAUAUCUCGGUCUCCUCUGGUCUCUCGUCAUUCAUCUCUCGUUUCAUCACUCUCUCGCUCUCCUCUCUCUCGCUGCUCUCUCGCUCUCUCUCCUCGUCUCGUUCUCAUCGGUUCUCUCUCCUCUACUCUCGUCUCUCAUCUCCUCUCUUCCUCUCUCUUGUAUCGUCUCUCUCUCUCAUCGUACUCUGCUCGUCCUCUCAUGUUCUCUCCUCUCUCUCUCCUCAUCUCUCUCAGUCUCUCUCAUCUCUGUCGUAUCUCUCUUCUCUCUUCCUCUCUCUCUCUCUUCUCUCUCUCCUCUCUUCUCUCUCUCCUCUCUCUCUCUGUGUGUGUGUGUGUCCUGACAGGAUUGUGUGUAAAAUGGCCUCUACGCCUCAGGGAAGUGCACCUGGUCCAGUCCAUCUGUGUGUUGGUGAAUGUAGACCAGAACUAAAAACUCAGUCCUCCCAGCUCUACUCCUUUGAGGUUUGAUCUGCAUCUUGAACCAUACAUAGAACACAUCUCUCUACUACAGUAUUAUUGCUCUGGAACAGUUUGUUCUCACACACUAUCAUAAUUUAUGAGUCAUCAACAAAAAGUCCACAAAGUAGCCAGCCAUGUGGAGUAUUGAGAAAAUGCUCUUUUCACAGACCCCUACCAUGGUGGGACUUACCCCUGGCCGAGGGCCUGAGUCCGGGGGCACUAAAGUCACCAUCGUGGGGGAGAACCUGGGUGCUGGGAGCAGUGUGAACGUUACCUUUGGAAACCAGACUUGUGAGCUGUACAGGUGAGUUAACAGGAACAGACCAACAGAGAACCCUUAUAUAAAAGUGGGGACUUGAUUAAUGUGCCUGUGGAAAGGCUGAGAGCCAGGACAGUGCAUUGUUUUCUACUCUUAUUUUUAGAGAUCUAUUUAAAGAUCAAAAAGGCCCUCAUUGUGAGACUCAGGAGGGUGAAGAAAAGGCACCAUUAGAAAUCCUCUAAUUACCACGUUUAAUCUCUAACGUGUCUCUAACGAAUGCUCACCUGCCCUGCAUGGUAAUGUGCGUAACUCACUGUAGUAGAGUUAAGAUUCUCACCACGGUAAAGAGCAGUUACAGACAGAAUUGAACCCUGUUGGUAUUCCUUGUUGGUUUUCCCAGGCGGAGCAUGUUGGAGAUCGUGUGUUUCUCGGCACCCUCUGUGACGGGCGCCGCCCUUGUGCAGGUCAGCCUCAGUGUGGAUCUGGCCAAGGUGCCAGGAACCCUGGGCUUUGAGUACAUCGAGGAUCCCACAGUCCAGCGCAUCGAGCCAGAGUGGAGCAUCACUAGGUACAACAAACCUCCCAGCUAAGACAUUGUGUGUGCAAUCUGAUAUUUUAUAGCAUGGCUUCCUAUUUAUGUUCCUCCCCCCCAUUUGGUUCAGCUGUAUAUUACUGAGGGAUAAGGUGACCUUCCAGUCACAUAUUAUGCAUGAUGGUUGGUGCAGGGCUGUAUGUGGCUUGAGGACACAGAGACAGCCAGCCAGGGAGAAGUGGUGCAGUGUCGUGGCUACUGGCUUUCUACUCUGUCAACUGACAGGGGAUUUCACAGACUUAUAAUCAAAGUACCAUCGUCUCAUCAUCUGUGUGCAGUCACACCAUGUGCCCACCUAGGCUUAGGUAUCCUUUGAAGUGUGGGAAUGAUUGGAUUUAGUUUCUCUCUUCUCUUCAGGUGGGUCUCUAUUCCCACACUCUCAAACAAUUUCGGAGCUCUACAUGAUGCAUGAUAUCGCGGCUAGUUUGUUUAUGUUAAUGACAUCUACGUACAUGUGGCACAAUCAUGUAGCAUUCAUGAAAUGCUAGCCUUGGAUACCUGAUAGAUUAAUAAAUAGGAAGCCAGCUGGCAGAACCGUUCCAUCUGGCUCUAUCUGGCCAGAACAAUUAGAUGUUUUCCUGGUACCAAAGAUGCAUUUAUGCUGAAAAGCACAAUUCAAUGCAAAUCAGGUGCUGUUAAUAACGACAGGAAGUAGAGUUUAUCUUGGCUCACCUAUUCAGAGGCCGAUAUGGAUGUGUAUAUUGGUGUAUGUGUUGUGUUUCAUAGUGGACACACUACCCUGAUGGUGACCGGGACCAACCUGGAUGUGGUGCAGGAGCCGAGGGUCAGGGUGAAGUACGCCGGCCACGAGUCUGUCAACGUGAGUCUGUCCACUGAUAACAUAGUAGGAUAUCUCUGUCCCCUGUCCAGUAUCUUGUAUAGUACUGAGAAAUGGUGGCCAUUUUAUAAUUGUAAUUUCAAAAUUCUUGACAAGUAUUUCUCUUUGCUUGUCUGUCCCUGGAUCUCUUCCCAGGUGUGUAAGGUGCUUAACACCACCACGAUAAUCUGCUUCGCUCCGUCCCUGAAGGCAGAGGACACACUGGAGCAGGAGUCAGUGAAACACGUGGAGGAGUUUGGUUUUGUCUUCAACAACGUGCAAGCCCUGCUCACCUACAACAGCACAAGCUUCAUCUACUACCCCAACCCUUACCUGGAGCCCCUCAGCUUGUCUGGGGUGCUGGAGCAGAAACCUGGCUCCCCCAUCAUACUCAAGGUGGGACAGCCCAGCCAAGCCUAUGGCAGCCCAUAACCGUAGCACUAUUGUCAUUAGAUGAUGAGUUCUAUCUACUGACCUGACGGAUGUGGGGUUUCCCUCUCUGUGUUGCAGGGGCGUAACCUGGUGCCCUCGGCAUCUGGAGGGGCCAGGCUGAACUACACCGUGCUGAUCGGGGACACACCCUGCUCCCUCACCGUCUCUGACACACAGCUCCUCUGUGAGCCGCCAAACCUCACAGGCCAGCACAAAGUCCUGGUCAGUCUGUCAUUCUGUCUGUCUGUCUAAGUCCAGGUCUAGAUAAACUAUUAAGUCAAAUGCAGUUUGGCCAAGGUCAAACAAUGUAUAAAAGGAAACUAUUGUUCAGUAUGGUUCCCCUAUCUGUUACAGUCUAUUUGAUUUAUGGCCUUUGUACACGUGUGUUUAUGGUUUAUUGCCUAUGUAUAGGUCCAGGUGGGUGGUCUCCACAUCUCUCCUGGUGCAGUCCACAUCCGCUCAGACAGCCUGCUCACCCUGCCUGCCGUAUUCAGCAUCACGGCUGGAGGUGGCCUGCUGCUCAUCAUCGUCUUCAUCGUCCUAUUGGCCUACAGACGCAAGUCACAAGAGAAUGACCUCACUCUCAAACGCCUGCAGAUGCAGAUGGACAACCUGGAGUCCCGGGUGGCUCUGGAGUGCAAGGAAGGUGAGACUGACCAGCACAUUAUCAGACAAUCUUAACUGAGAGAAAUAUAAUGCUGAUAACUCACAAAACUCUUGAAUAUGGACUAAAUUCCUCCAAUCAUUCUCUUUCUCUGUAAUUGUACCCAGCGUUCGCUGAGCUGCAGACUGACAUCAAUGAGCUGACCAGUGACCUGGACAGGGCUGGGAUCCCCCAUCUGGACUACCGUACCUAUACCAUGAGGGUCCUCUUCCCUGGCAUCGAUGACCAUCCUGUACUCAGGGAGCUGGAGGUAACCAACCAUUACCACCAUGACAAACCUGGCCACACCUGUCCCCUUGUCAUCUACUGUAACUGUAAAUGAUUUGUAGAAUCAGAAUUUCUAACCAACACAACCAAUUUUCCAUACAUAGACAAACCAUUUUACAAUUGUGAGACAAAACGGAUUAAAAGCCCGACGCAAGAUCCCUCUACUCUCUAACUGAGGGUUCUGUGUGUGUCUCUGUGUGUGUAGGUGUCUGGAAGUGGGCAGCAUGGUAUGGAGAAGGCCCUGAAGCAGUUUGCCCAGCUGGUGAAUACUGGUUGUUCCUGCGACCUUUAUCCGUACUUUGGUAGCUCCAGCCAGCUCCUUCUCAAUUGUCGUGACCGCGGUACGUGGCCUCUUGCUCUAUCAUGACUGCGCUGCCGGGCCGUCUGGAGUACGCCACCUUUGACGUGCUCAAACACCUCCUCGUGUUGACCUCAUCGAGCGCACCUGGAGAGCAAGAACCACCCCAAACUUCUGCCUGCUGCGCAGGUACAGAAUGAUAACGCUAAGGGCAGACUGGUGGGGUGGUGGGGGGGGGGGGGAAAGAUCAUUAUGGAGUCAGUGACAAGCUAUAGAGAGAGAGAGCGGGGGGGAGUGGAGAGAGAGAGAGAGCGAGUAGAGAGAGUGAAGUGAGAGAGAGAGCUCUCGCUCGCUCUCUCGCUCGCUCUCUCUCUCUCUCUCUCUCUCUCUCCCUCUCUUCCUCUCUCUCUCUGCUCUCUCUCUCUCUCUUCUCUCUCUCGUUUCUCUCUUCUCGUUGCUUCUUCUUCCUCUGCUCUGCCUCUCUUUCCUCCUAUUCUGCCUCUCUCUCUCUGCUCUCUCUCUCGCUCUCUCUCUAUUUUCUCUCUGACCUCUUCGCUAUCUCGACUUCUCGUCAGUCUGUGCCUUCUUCCCUCACGGCAUUCUUUCGCACCAGCCCCCCUUUGUCAUGUCUGACUUAUCCUCUGUGUGCCACUCAUGAAACAUUCAGCUGUAGCUCACGUUUCCCUCCCCUCCACCUUGCUUUCUUCUGCACAUUGUCAUCCCAGGACUGGGAGAAGCCUGCUAAAUUUUUCAUAGGAUUUUUUGGGGAGCACUAAGUCUGAGACACACUCAUUAAAUAUAGGGAUGAGUUAACAUGGGAGGCAGCAAGGCUGACCUUGUUAGCCCAAACAUUCUGCACUCAUGAAAAGACAAUGAAAUGCAGGCAAUGAGAAAGAAGUGACAGCCAGGUAUAUACAGUGCAAUGAAAAAGUAUUUGCCCCCUUUCUAAUUUUCUCUACUUUUGCAUAUUUGUGAUACUGAAUGUUAUCAGAUCUUCAACCAAAACCUAAUAUUAGAUAAAGGGACCAUAAGUGAACAAAUAACACAACAAUUACAUAUUUAUUUCAUAAACAAAGUUACGCAACACCCAAUUCCCCUGUGUGAAAAAGUAAUUGCCCCCUUACACUCAAUAACUGGUUGUGCCACCUUUAGCUGCAAUGACUCCAACCAAAUGCUUCCUGUAGUUGUUGUUCAGUCUCUCACGUCGCUGUGGAGGAAUUUUGGCCCACUCUUCCAUGCAGAUCUGCUUUAACUCAGUGACGUGUGGGUUUUCAAGCAUGAACUGCUCGUUUCAAGUCCUGCCACAACAUCUCAAUUGGGAUUAGGUCUGGACUUUGACUAGGCCAUUCCAAAACUUCCAAUUUGUUGCUUUUUAGCAAUUUUCAUGUAGACUUGAUUGUGUGUUUUGGAUCAUUGUCUUGCUGCAUGACCCAGCUGCGCUUCAGCUUCAGCUCACAGACGGAUGGUCUGACAUUCUCCUGUAGAAUUCUCUGAUACAGAGCAGAAUUCAUGGUUCCUUCUAUUAAGGCAAGUCGCACAGGUCCUGAGGCAGCAAAACAUCCCCAAACCAUCACACCACCACCACCAUGCUUGACCUUUGGUAUGAUGUUCUUACUGUGGAAUGUAGUGUUUGGUUUUCGCCAGGCAUAAUGGGAUCCAUCUCAUCCAAAAAGUUGACUCAAGUUUGCCAAAAAGCUCCUGGAUGAUCAUCAAGACUCUUGGAAGAAUGUUCUAUGGACAGAUGAUUCAAAAGUAUAACUUUUUGGACGACAUGGUUCCAGUAAUGCCUGGCGAAAACCAAACACUGCAUUCCACAGUAAGAACAUCAUACCAAAGGUCAAGCAUGGUGGUGGUGGUGUGAUGGUUUGGGGAUGCUUUGCUGCCUCAGGACCUGGACGACUUGCCUUAAUAGAAGGAGCAAUGAAUUCUGCUCUGUAUCAGAGAAUUCUACAGGAGAAUGUCAGACCAUCCGUCUGUGAGCUGAAGCUGAAGCGCAGCUGGGUCAUGCAGCAAGACAAUGAUCCAAAACACACAAUCAAGUCUACAUGAAAAUUGCUAAAAAGCAACAAAUUGGAAGUUUUGGAAUGGCCUAGUCAAAGUCCAGACCUAAUCCCAAUUGAGAUGUUGUGGCAGGACUUGAAACGAGCAGUUCAUGCUUGAAAACCCACACGUCACUGAGUUAAAGCAGUUCUGCAUGGAAGAGUGGGCCAAAAUUCCUCCACAGCGACGUGAGAGACUGAGCAACAACUACAGGAAGCAUUUGGUUGGAGUCAUUGCAGCUAAAGGUGGCACAACCAGUUAUUGAGUGUAAGGGGGCAAUUACUUUUUCACACAGGGGAAUUGGGUGUUGCGUAACUUUGAUUAUGAAAUAAAUAUGUAAUUGUUGUGUUAUUUGUUCACUUAUGUUCCCUUUAUCUAAUAUUAGGUUUUGGUUGAAGAUCUGAUAACAUUCAGUAUCACAAAUAUGCAAAAGUAGAGAAAAUUAGAAAGGGGGCAAAUACUUUUUCAUAGCACUGUAAGUAUGAUGGAGACAGCAUGAGCAGGAGAAAGAGAUGAGCAAGUUAGGAGGCUGCAAUGCAGAUGUAGGGUUAACUCUAAAGGGAGGCAAAGGGCUAAUAUUUAACAGUUAUCUUUGAAGUUGGAUUGUUUUAUCAGAUAGAACAUACAAGUAUGUUUUUAGUGUGUUAUUUGUCUAUUGAUAUAUAAUAAAUCACUUCAUCUUGCCCACACAGUGUUUGAUGAUUGGAUGAGUGCUGCUGACACAGUGAAAGGACACAAAGUAGCUUUUGCACAAUUAUGUCAUGACCCAAAUAGGUUAUGUUCUAUAGCAGCAGCACUCAGGUUCUGGUGUGUUAUUCCUCUGAGACCAUGCAGAGCAGCAUGUUACUUUUACAUAAACAUUGGGUUUUCUACCUCUUAAGCAUUUUCUCUACCUACAUGUAUAUGGUCAGACCAAUCUACCUUUACACAUCUACCUGGUAAAAUGUAUCCAUCUGUUCCUUUCUUGCAGAACUGAGUCAGUUGCAGAGAAGAUGCUGACAAAUUGGUUUGCCUUCCUACUUCACAAAUUCCUUAAGGUAAUAUCAAUGACUUGGAACCUUAUCACUGCAGAUGUCAGCUUGAUGUAUUACUGCAAUCCUCUAAUGAUUGUUAUUGAUUAUACACCAGAUGGAUUUCUAUGUGCGUUGGGAUUACACUUGUGUCCCAUGGUGUGUGAUAUGAAUAUGUUUUAUGAACAAUGUAGAGCGAUAAUGUUCACCUCAGAGGUCAAGCAUGUCUUAUUGGUCUCUACAAAUCAACGCUAAGCAACCUGGAGUUUAUUAGAGUUGAUGACUCAUGCUCUGUUCUCUGAAUCCCAGUCAUAUGGGGGUGAAUAGCUCAUAGGCAUGUCUCCCCUCUCCUUCCUCUCUCAAUCCUCUCCUCUCUCAUCCUCCUUUCCUCCCUGGACAAAGGAGUGUGCAGGUGAGCCUCUCUUCAUGCUCUACUGUGCCAUAAAGCAGCAAAUGGAGAAGGGGCCUAUAGACUGCAUCACCGGGGAGGCUCGCUACUCCCUCAGUGAAGACAAACUCAUCCGCCAGCAGAUUGAAUACAAGACACUGGUGAGUCAACAUUUCUUAGUUACCACCAUGAUGGUGGAAGGCUUGCCUACACCACAGUUGGUAGGCAACAUGCUGUGCUCUGUAAAUAUGAACUCAUGGUGCCCUUAUGUCAAACUGCUGAAUAAGAGAUAAUUAAUUUGCUUGAUAAUAAAACGGUAAAGAACCAAAAGAGCCAAAUAAUAUUUUACAUGCUUUUCAGUGACACAAUUAGCUAAGAAUUAAACAAGAUUAUCUAACCAAGACCACACAGUCCCAGUUUUUGCUUGGCUACUGGGGAAAAUUGUCUGUAGCUAAAGCAGAAGUUGAAUGCAGCAGCAGCAGCAGUGUGCCUCAUCCCCCAGGCCUUAGCCUGAGAGCAGCCCAGUGACAAGAUGACACCUCUCUGAUCGCCCUGUCGGAGAGGUUGUGUUUCAUUACCCAUUUAGUGCCCUGCUGGAGCUGGCAACCCGGCAUCCAGCUGAAAGUGUGAAAUUACAUUUCUGGCCAAAGCUGUGAGAGAGAUGGCACACAAGGAGAGGAGAGCCUCCUCCAUGCAGCCAUUAGACUAGUGUAGAGAAAGGGACAGUGGGUAGUGAUGACAGCUCUCUCUCUCUCUCUCUGGUCCCUCCUAAGACUCUGAGCUGUGUGAACCCAGACAACGAGAACAGCCCUGAGAUCCCUGUCAAGGCGCUCAACUGUGACACCAUCACCCAGGUGAAGGAGAAGAUCCUGGAUGCUGUCUGUAGGAACAUGCACUUCUCCCAGAGGCCCCGCGCUGCAGACAUGGACCUAGGUGAGACAGACUGGCUCCAGUCGGAAUUAAUGGAUGACUUACAAUAACUGAUAUUGAGAUAAACAAGUGAUUAUACACUGUCUGCUUGUUUGACUUAUUGAGGGACUCAUAGAUGCACCCCUGUGUUUAUAUCCCCAACAGAAUGGCGCCAGGGGAGGACGGCACGUGUGGUCCUGCAGGAUGAAGACAUCACCACUAAGAUUGAAGGCGACUGGAAGAGACUCAACACCCUCAUGCACUACCAGGUCAACCCACUCACUCCCCAAUCCCCAUCACACAGUUCACUAACAUGAAUGUACAGUAUGUUGUACUCACUGCUGCCUCUGGCCAAGUAAACCAAACUGAUCCACCUCUUUCAUCUCCUGUAUGAGUCACCUGCUUCCUCCUACAGGUAAAUCAUGGGGGGUGUUCAUAGCAGCUCCAAAUAGAGCACUAGUGUAAACACAUUACAGUCAAUCUCACUCUGCACUCACAAAUGCUCUGACUCUCCAGCUGGGGUGUAAAACAUGUUUGCAUGAAGCCAAGAGACAAAUACAUUCAGCCUUGGCUGCCACACCAGGAGGAAGGUUUGAAAGAGGCAUAAUGUGUUGAUAAAAUCUAUCAAGGAAAUGAACAAUUUUCCUCAAUUACUUUUAGUCUCUCUGGUGCGUACCUGGUUCUGUGUGACAGCUGAGACUGCAAAGCAGCAGCAGCAGUGAAUUCUGCUCAUGUUGGAAGCCUGCUUUACUGCAAAAGGCAUGCACAUAGCAUAAGUGAGCAGACUCUAUAGGACAUUUCUCAGCAUGUAAUGGAUAUCACACAAAGGAACAUCCAUGACAUUUAUAGCAUAGCAACCGAUAUCUAAAAAAUAGUCGUUGCUAGAUUGGGUCUAACGUUCAAGCAUCACUGCAAAUGCAUGUUUUAUUUCACAAACUGUAUUAUCAAGUUCCUUAUAUAUCUCAAAUUGUACAUUUAAUAACUCCUAUAGGUCUCAUCGGGCUGGAUUCAUCACAUCAAUGUCAUGUUUCUGUGGAAAUCAUUCUGACCCAAUAAUGUUGAUUUGGGAGUGGGUCAAACUGACAUGAACCCUUGUGUUUCUCCUAUGAAUCCUGCAGGUGUCAGACCGCUGUGUGGUGGCCCUGGUGCCCAAGCAGAUGUCCUCUUACAACCUGCCCUCCUCAGCCAGCUUCCCACGCAGCAUUAGCCGAUACGGUCAGUCAGUCAGUCAGGCCUGCCCUGGAGCCACUAUCACCACCAAACCACUCAAUUACCUAUUCAUUAUUCUACCUAAUCUACUGAUGUUCCUGCUCAUGUUUUGUGACCAUCCGCCUGUGACCCUCUCUCUGUCUCUGCAGAUGUACCGUUCCGCUCCACCCCCACCAGCCCUGACAGCCCUCACUCCCGUGUGCCAAUGCUCACCCCGGACAUGGAGAGCGGGAUGAAGGUGUGGCACCUGGUCAAGAACCACGACCACGGGGACCAGAAGGAGGGCGAGCGCGGCUCCAAGAUGGUGUCAGAGAUCUACCUGACCAGGCUACUGGCUACUAAGGUAUUACCUCACCCUCCCCCAGAGCAUCUUAGCAAUUACAGAUUCAGUAAGUAUGUUCCAAUGCUAUGGUGUGCUUUUAACAUUGCUGUGGUGUUUUUGUCAGGGUACGCUGCAGAAGUUUGUGGAUGACCUGUUUGAGACUUUGUUCAGCACUGUGUGCUGGGGCAGUGCUCUGCCACUCGCCAUCAAGUACAUGUUUGACUUCCUGGACGAGCAGGCUGACAAGCAUGGCAUCCAUGACAUGGACGUUCGCCACACAUGGAAAAGCAAUUGGUGAGGGAGUGCAGAUUUAAUGUGCUACUUGAAAGCAAUAGCACAAAAUAAUGAAUUUAUACUGAUUGUCUUAAUGUAUAGAUUGUCUAGAAACGGUUAUUUAUUGUCCUCUCUCUGCCCCAGCCUGCCUCUGCGCUUCUGGGUGAAUGUGAUCAAGAACCCCCAGUUUGUGUUUGACAUCCAUAAGAGCAGCAUCACAGAUGCCUGUCUGUCUGUGGUGGCACAGACCUUCAUGGACUCCUGCUCUACCUCAGAGCAUCGCCUGGGCAAGGACUCACCCUCCACCAAGCUACUCUACGCCAAGGACAUCCCCCACUACAAGAGCUGGGUGGAGAGGUGAGAUGUGUGUGUUAGUUACAUCACUGCGAUAUUAUUAAUGGAUGAUUAGUUAUUAUUUUCCACUGAAAUGACUGAGGAAGACAUACUUUAUUAGUCAGACUACCUUUAUAGCUUACAGUCACACGUGGGCUGACAGAACAGCUCUAACCCCCAGGCUUGAUGGCUGCUGACAGUACAGUGUGUGUCUUUGUCUCCCUCUAGGUACUACGCGGACAUAAACCGCUUGCCUGCCAUCAGCGACCAGGACAUGAAUGCCUACCUGGCCGAGCAGGCCCGCCUUCACUCCAAUGAGUUCAAUGUGCUGAGUGCCCUCCACGAGAUCUACGCCUACGUCAGCAAGUACAGCCAAGAGGUGAGGCCCUACACCUCAAUAUCUUUACAAAUUAAAGUAGGGGACCAGGGUGGCAUCCAAAACAUAGGCAUCUAGAUUCAAACUAUUAUUAAAGUAUCCCUUAGCCUGUCUAUGUGUAGUAACAGGAGGGAAUGUGCAGCAUAAAGUACAGUAACCUUGUGUUUCCCUGCAUGCUUUGAUGAUUUCAUGUCUGUCUUGUAUAUGUGUGUGUGUCAGAUCAUUGAGGCCCUGGAGCAGGAUGAGCAGGCCCAGAAGCAACGGCUGGCCUACAAGGUGGAGCAGAUCAUCGCAGCCAUGUCUGUGGAGAGCUGA